Molecule: messenger RNA, 1410 nt
Organism: Fraxinus pennsylvanica
Lineage: Eukaryota; Viridiplantae; Streptophyta; Magnoliopsida; Lamiales; Oleaceae
Source: the annotation of a GenBank genome assembly
AUGAACGGUGGAGAUUCGAAUGAACAGAAUCAGCAUCAGCAAUGGAUGGCGAUGCAACAGUACCAGCAGCAGUGGAUGGCGAUGCAGUACCCAGCGGCGGCAAUGGUGAUGCAGCAGCAGAUGAUGUAUAAUCAGCAUUACGUGCCGUACUACCUUCACCAGCAGCAACAGUACCUACCGCACCAACAGCUAUCGUUGCAGCAGAAAGAGAAUAAUCAGAUUCAAAGCUCCAGUGAAGAUAACAAGACGAUCUGGAUUGGUGAUCUCCACCAGUGGAUGGAUGAAAGUUAUAUACAGUCUUGCUUCGCUCAAACUGGCGAGGUUGUUUCUGUUAAAGUUAUUCGUAAUAAGCAGACUGGUCAGUCGGAGAGAUAUGGAUUUGUUGAGUUCAGUUCUCAUGCAGCAGCUGAGAAAGUACUCCAGAGCUACAAUGGUACCAUGAUGCCAAAUGUAGAUCAAACAUUUUGCCUAAACUGGGCAGCCUUUAGCUCGGGUGAUAGGCGGCCUGAUGCUGGCUCUGGUGGCUCUGGCGGCUUUGGUGGCUCCGACUCCGAUUUAUCAAUAUUUGUUGGUGAUUUGGCUUCUGAUGUUACUGAUGUGCUAUUGCAUGAAACUUUUGCUAGUAGAUAUCCAACAGUCAAAGGUGCAAAAGUGGUUGUUGAUUCAAAUUCUGGCCGCUCAAAAGGUUAUGGCUUUGUGAGGUUUAGCGAUGAAAAUGAGAAGAAUCAAGCCAUAACUGAAAUGAAUGGCGUAUAUUGUUCUAGUAGACCUAUGCGAAUUGGUGUUGCAACCCCCAAGAAACAAUCGCCUCAGCAACAGUAUUCUUCACAAGCUGUAAUACUUGCGGGUGGUUAUUCAUCCAAUGGUGCUCUGCCCCAAGGUUCUCAGUCUGACAACGAUUCAUCAAACACAACUAUAUUUGUGGGUGGACUUGACUCUGAUGUAACUGAUGUAGAGCUCAGACAGUCUUUUACUCCAUUUGGUGAGGUUAUCUCCGUUAAAAUACCAGCUGGAAAAGGAUGUGGAUUUGUACAAUUUGCAAACAGAAGCAAUGCGGAGGAUGCAAUUCAGAGAUUAAAUGGAGCAGUUAUUGGCAAGCAGGCAGUUCGUCUUUCUUGGGGACGAAAUCCAGGAAACAAGCAGUCGAGAAUGGAUGCUAAUAAUCACUGGAGUGGACCUUAUUAUGGAAGGCAAGGUUACAAUGGCAAUGGGUAUAAUGCAGGAGCAGUUUAUGUGGCAUCAAAUGGCCAUGGGAACCACCAGCAGCCAGAAUUAGGUUUCGACUUUUGUGCUGCAGAACUCCCUCAUUGUUUUGUUCACUUUGGAAGGACCAAGAAUUGUGGUCUAACUGAAAGGCGGUUUUACUCCGGCCAAGCCACAAAAUCCAUUUUUGUGAAAUUUCUCGCCUAA